Messenger RNA from Akanthomyces muscarius, 1698 nucleotides. RefSeq lists its product as uncharacterized. The record is from RefSeq and is a predicted model, not a curated record. NCBI's taxonomy places the organism in Eukaryota, Fungi, Ascomycota, Sordariomycetes, Hypocreales, Cordycipitaceae. Bases 1 to 1698 code for a protein of 565 amino acids. The transcript has 2 exons.
AUGUUGAGGAUUAUGUUUUUCUGCACCUCGCCACUGCUGCUAAUCGCGCUUGCAUUCAACCUCUUACCGGCGCAGGCAGAGCUGGUACAGGUGCGGCUUCAGUCAGGCCCUACCGUAGACGGGCGGUCAGUCUCCGGUAUCGAGACUUUUAACGGAAUUCCAUAUGCGGUACCGCCGAUUGGCUCUUUGCGUCUACGACCACCGCAACGACUGCCAAGCGACCAGAUUGACCGAGUCGAUGCUACGGGCACAGCUGCUGCUUGUCCGCAGCUCCUGCUUUCGCCGGCCGACGACACCAUCGUCGGCCAAAUUGGCGGUAAACUAUUGCAAGCCCACUUUCUCAGCAACCUGACGGGCCAAGAAGACUGCCUAACGGUUUCUGUACAGCGCCCUGCCAACACCAAGGCGGACGCAAAGCUUCCUGUACUGUUUUGGAUCUUUGGCGGGGGCUACGCAUUUGGCACAACGACAACGUACGAUGCGUCUUCCAUGGUUGCCGAGGGAGUGGCGAAUAGUCAACCAUUCAUCUAUGUCGCUGUCAACUAUCGCUUAAAUGGCUUUGGGUUUCUCCCUGGCGCCGAGGUGCUUGAAGAAGGCAGUGCUAACGUUGGCCUGCUCGAUCAGCGCCUGGCGCUGGAGUGGGUUGCUGACAAUAUCGAGCAGCUUGGCGGCGACCCGGACAAGGUCACCAUUUGGGGCGAGUCGGCGGGCGCGCAUUCGGUAUUUUACCAAAUGGCACUAUUUGACGGAAAUGCGACAUACAAAGGCAAGCCGCUGUUUCGUGCGGGAAUCCUCAACUCCGGCGUUGGGGUUCCAGCUGAGCCAAUGGAUGGUCCUAAAGGCCAAGCAGUCUACGACAAGGUCGUCGCAGAAGCUGGUUGCGGCAAAGCUGCCGAUACUCUGGCCUGCCUCCGAAAUUUGGACUAUGAAACCUAUUACAAAGCCGUCACGGAAAAUUUCAAUAGCGCAAUCUCCUUCUAUGGAACCAAAAUCUCGUUUUUGCCGCGGCCAGACGGCAGAACCCUACUGUUGAGUCCAGAAGAAGCAGCCGUCACUGGCCGCUAUUUCGCGGUGCCGAUCAUUGUGGGCAACCAAGAAGAUGAGGGAACAUUGUUUUCCCUUUUUCAGCGGAGCAUUGAAUCCGACGCUGAGCUAGUCGAUUACUUUGCAGAUAAUUACUUUGCAAAUCUCUCCAAGGCACAUCUCACCGACUGGGUCACGUCCUAUUCCGCCAGCAACAUGGGAAGCCCCUUCCGAAGUCCGAAAAUAAAUGGGCUUUACCCCAUGUUCAAGCAGAUUGCUGCCACCAUUGGCGAUCAAUCGUUUAUCCUAGCACGGCGGAAGUUUCUGGAGAGCCACAGUGCUGCAUACCCUGACGUGCCUGCAUGGUCAUAUCUCGCUUCCUACGCCCAUUACUUGCCAAUUCUCGGCACGACCCAUGCAACUGACCUUGCACAGGUAUUUUUCGGCUUGCCGCCAACCUUUACGACCAAAAGUACGCGACAAUACUAUCGUAACUUCCUCUACAACCUGGACCCCAAUUCAGGCGCAGAUGACAAUCUGUCCUGGCCGCUUUGGAGGGAAAACCGAACGCUUUUGUGGUUCGAGACGCUGUUCAAAAACAGCCAUCUCACGGACGAUUUCCGAAGCCGGCAGUAUGCGGCACUUUUGAAGCUUGUGGACGGCGCACGGCAGUGA